CGGAGAGAUCAGCGAGCGCGUGCUGGAUGCUUGCCUUACAUCAUCAACAGUUUCUGAAAACACGCCGCUCAGCCGCUGUUGUAAGUUAGUUAGCAACACGCUAAACUAUAUGAUGGAAGAUUACUGCACUCGAGUUCGUAUCUCGAAGACAUAGCGAGCUAACAGUUAAACGGAGAUACCUGCGUGUGUGAGUUAGCAGGACAGCUAAGACAUCAAACCCGGACGUUUCAUUCUUACUUUUAUUACCAGGCUUUCAGAGCGGUGGUAUACAUAUUACUAAAUAUUACUAAAAAGGAACAUAGUAAGUCCAAAGUAAGUGUGUCAUCUUGACAACUAGUGUUUAUACAGGUUGACCUCACCGAGGUGUCCUGGAGGUAAAAUGUGCUUUUAACUCAAGUGUUUUAAAGUAUGGAGCCAUGUUUGAGGUUUGUCUGUCGAGAGAGUCUCAGGAAAGUGUCGAUGAAAUGCUGGACAUGGAGAACUGUGAAGUGCUCGAGAUCACCUUUCAGACGCCCUCUUACAUCAACAUGUGGACGAACACAUUUCAGCACACCGCUGCUGAGAGCUCAGGGACACUACCUCUCCUUUCGCCAAAGAGGCACAGAUGUAUCCCAAGCAGCCCUGUCUAGUGUUGCUCCAGUGUUUGUUGUGAUGAAAUUUGAGCCUGAUGGGAGUGUGACCUCAUUUGGUGAGUUGGAUGCUUUUCACAUCCUGCUGUAUGUGAAUGUGCUGCAGAUGCGGCUCAGUGAAGUUCAGCCUCAGGUUCUGGAUUGUUUGGAAUCGUUGGUCGACCCAAAGCUCCUCUCUGCUGACCGCAGCAAACUCCAUAUGCUCCUGCUUAAUAGCAAGAACCUCUCAGAGCUGGAGACAGACAUUAAAGUGUUUAAAGACAGUCUGCUGAAGAUCCUGGAUGAGGAUGAACUGAUAGAUGAACUCUGUCUCACCAAAUGGAGCGACCCGCAAGUGUUUGAGGAGAGUAGUCUGGGUAUAGAUCACGCUGAAGAGAUGGAGUUACUGCUGGAGAAUUACUUCAUGCAAGCAGAGGAGCUGGGAAACAAAGCCAGAGAGCUGAAAGACCUCAUCGAUGAUUCUGAAAGCGUCAUCUUCAUUAACCUGGAUAGCCACCGUAAUGUCAUGAUGCGACUGAACCUCCAGCUCACCAUGGGAACCUUCUCGCUCUCUUUAUUUGGUCUGAUGGGUGUGGCUUUUGGAAUGAAUUUGGAAUCUUCCUUUGAAGAGGACCCGCGUGUAUUUUGGUUAGUGACAGGGUUCAUGUUCCUGGGCAGUGGACUCAUCUGGAGAAGACUUCUGUCUUUUCUGGGCCGGCAUUUAGAACCCAGCUCUCCACCUCCUAUUCCCCCUGUAUGGAGGAAAAACCAAAUUGGCACCUUAAAAGCAACAGACAUAAAAACCUGGAAUUAGAUGAUAGGGUGACUGCUGCUUUUUCAAUAUUUUUUUUUCCAUCCUUCUCUGUAUCUCUGACUUUUAUGCAUACUGUAUUUUCCAGUAUCAUGUGCCGCACACCUCAGCCUAACUUAAAAUUACAUUUAUCUAUUCAGGUAUAUCAUGUAGACAUUUUUAUUUUAUUAUGUGAUAUUUGUCUUGAGGUUUUGGAAUAAUCUCUGUAUUUAUUGUUGCGAAUACCAUUAACAUAAUGAAAUACAUCAGAUAGCUUUUAUUGACUGUAAAGUGUGUGUGACAUUUUCAAAGACAAAAUGAUCUGCCACUAACUCAGUUUCCCUGGUUACCCUUUAAAAAACACGUUUGUGAAUACAUAACUUUGAUAAAACAUUAAUUUGUU
This is a messenger RNA of Sinocyclocheilus rhinocerous, 1801 nucleotides long. Its product is annotated as magnesium transporter MRS2 homolog, mitochondrial-like. The transcript has 9 exons. Gene Ontology annotation, molecular function: magnesium ion transmembrane transporter activity. The record is from RefSeq and is a predicted model, not a curated record. Lineage: Eukaryota; Metazoa; Chordata; Actinopteri; Cypriniformes; Cyprinidae. Gene Ontology annotation, biological process: mitochondrial magnesium ion transmembrane transport. The coding region runs from base 409 to 1422 and encodes 337 amino acids. Gene Ontology annotation, cellular component: mitochondrial inner membrane.